Messenger RNA from Erigeron canadensis, 1094 nucleotides. Its product is annotated as vacuolar protein sorting-associated protein 32 homolog 2. Lineage: Eukaryota; Viridiplantae; Streptophyta; Magnoliopsida; Asterales; Asteraceae. Gene Ontology annotation, biological process: late endosome to vacuole transport via multivesicular body sorting pathway; vesicle budding from membrane. The record is from RefSeq and is a predicted model, not a curated record. Gene Ontology annotation, cellular component: ESCRT III complex; cytoplasmic side of plasma membrane; multivesicular body. The coding region runs from base 208 to 864 and encodes 218 amino acids. The transcript has 8 exons.
GUCAGAUAAAGUUGUUGAACCGCUAAACAAGCUUUCCUUUUCCACAUCCAAAUCGCUUUCCACUUAAAUAAAACCAGAAAUUUCCCUUCAAUCGUCUUAUCAAAUCCAUACGUAAAGGUUUAUUAUUUUAAGAAGAUUGAAAGAUUGUUGGAGUUUUACAUACAAGAAAAUAUUAUAUUUAUUAUAGAAAUAAUAAAUUAAAGAAUCAUGUUUACAAGAGUUUUUGGAAAACCUAAGCAAGAAGCUAAUGCUGUUACAACAUUAGACAAAUUAAAUGAGACACUUGAAAUGCUGGAGAAGAAGGAAAAAGUACUUCUGAAGAAGGCUUCACAAGAGGUGGAGAAAGCCAAAGAUUAUACUAGAGCAAAGAACAAACGGGCGGCAAUACAAUGUUUAAAGAGGAAGAAGCUCUAUGAACAACAAAUUGAACAGCUUGGAAACUUCCAAUUACGUAUUCAUGACCAGAUGAUUAUGCUAGAAGGUGCAAAAGCUACCACAGAGACUGUUGAUGCUUUGAGAACCGGUGCAGCAGCAAUGAAGGCCAUGCAGAAGGCAACGAAUAUUGACGAUGUUGACAAGACUAUGGAUGAAAUUAAUGAACAAACUGAAAAUAUGAAACAAAUUCAGGAGGCAUUGGCAACACCUAUGGGUGCAGCUGCUGAUUUUGACGAGGAUGAACUGGAAGCUGAACUUGAAGAGCUAGAAGGAGCUGAGUUGGAGGAACAACUUCUACAACCUGCCACGACCGCCCCUGCUGCUCCAGUGCAUGUUCCAGCUGGCAGCCAACCAACACGCCCAGCUCCUCGUAAAAACACCGCUGAGGAAGAUGAACUUGCUGCAUUGCAAGCAGAAAUGGCACUUUAAGAAAAGCCUAAGGAUCCGGUGGCAAUCAGAACUCUAUAUUUUGAGUUUACUGGAGAUGUGCUUGUACACCAUGAAAAACUGAAGAACAGUGUGUUAAAAGUUAUUUCUUGUAUAGUUGUCAUUGUAGACUGAAUAACAAGUUGGGAAGCCUGGAAUUUGUAACGAAACUGCCUGAGUGUUGUAUAAUAUUAAUUGAACAUCAUAAAUAACCAUACUGCUUUUGAGGUGAA